UCUUUGAGAUAGAAGUAAACGCCAACGCCCCUCUGUCAGCUCCUUAAACCCUCCGUUCCUCCUCCCUCGUUCCCUCCCUCCACACACACUCACACACACAUUCAGAGAGAAAGCAGCGUUUCUCUGGAGCUGUUGGGGUCGUGACUGAACAUUUCCCGGAGAUUUCUACCUCGGAGAAGUUGAUUCACUGGAACAAAUUCCCCACAGAGGGACUACUUUUCCUCCUGUUGCUCGGAUUAAUACCAUUUUCCUUCGCGUCGUCGGUUCCAGUCCAUAAAGACUCCAACUCGAACACACACUCGGUGGGUUGAUAAGUUUCUACAACAUGGGGGAUAGCGCGGCCAGCACCGGGGCCAACUGCCUGCAGAAGCUGAAGGGCUACGUGAACACACGGAAGGGAGCGAUCCUGGCUGCAGAAGCGAUUGUCAGCUUCAUCAUCAUCAUCUGCUUCGCGGCCUCUCACUAUGGAGGAUACUCCUCGCUGGCCAUCUGCGAGAUGAUCUUCGCCAUCAUCUUCUUCGUUAUCUUCAUGAUGGAGAUCGACAAACAGAUCCUCGUGGUCAACUGGGUGUGGAGCGAUCUGUUCCGUGCCGGUAUCGGUGCCGUCCUCUACAUCAUCGUCUCUCUGGUCUCUGUGAUUGGAGGAGGCGGUGACGGCGCUCGUAUCGCAGGCGGGGUUUUCGGUUUGAUUGCUGGUCUGCUGUUUGCCUACGACACCUACACCAUCUUCCUGGAGAUCAAGGGCAGCAGGCAGCACUCUGCAGCCUCCACCGACGACAAAGUUUAAACCUCUGCAUCAGGCGUGGAUCAGAGAGGACGACGAACAGUGAAAACGAAGAGGUCACAGUUUAAUGCCGCUGUACGCUGUGGACAGACGGGGGACAGUACUGAACAUCUGUGCCUGCACGUCAACCUUUACUCCAACCUCAAUAGAGUGGUGCAGGAAUGAGUCAUGAAACCUAGAAAUGAGUUAGCAUUUUAGCACUUCCUAUUCCCUCGUCUCAAAGUCAAGCUUUUUUUAUUAUGUGUUUUUGUUAGAAGCCUGAAGUAAGAUCUGUGGUUAGAACAAGCUGAGGCCAUUUUAAAGAGCUCCUAUUAGGCUUUUUGGGGUCCCCCCCCCCACCCCUUCCUGAAACACCUCCAUUGGACUCCUUUGUUUACUUCCUGAACAAAAUGACAUCACUAGGUAACACUCACACUUCUAUUGACUAGCUCUCCAACACAUUGUACAUGAUAGGCUAAGGGGCGGGACAUCUCUAAGGAGUUGACCAAUCACAACAGAGCCAGCCAGCUAACCAAUCAGAGCAGACUGGGCUCUGGUUUCAGACAGAGGGUGAGAGAGGCAGUAUGAGAAAAAUAAAGAGCUUUCUGAACAUUAAAUCUUUCGACUAGUAAAAAAUGUUGUGUUAUUAUGUGGAGAUUAUCCUGAAACGUUUGUUUGCCACCGAUCUUAUUUCCCAAAUCCAAUGGAAAAAAACCCAUUUAUUUUUAGUCAAGGGAACCAGGGAGAUGCUGCCUUCAGGGUCCGACUACAAAAACACGUCUUCACUGCACCACUCUAUGCACCACUGAUUUAAGAAAGGGAAACUGUAAAUAAUAGGCAAUGGUUGUUUAAUACACAUGUCUACUGUUCAUGGACUGCUGUAGUAACUUCACACAUGGAUGGGUAGUUUAGGUAUUGCGUAACAUCAUAAUUCAGUGUGUUAUCUGUGUUUUCAGUGGUUUGCCAAACACUUCCUUUUUCCGUUAUUUAAUCUUUGCUCUUUAGAGUGUGUACGGUGCCUUAAAGUCAAAUUAACCAGUUUCUAAGUGUCCUACAGUCAGCAGUAUCCUGGCUGCACUAAUUCAGUUAACAACAUGUUAAGCACAGUGUCAUCGUCCACUUUGAUUUUUGCUCAGGUUCUUUUCAUUUCUUCCAUUUUUAAAGUGUAGAAUAGAUUUCCGUUGACAUUUUUUACAGUCCAAUAGUAACGUACACUUUCUUUUUAAAGAGGCAGUUCUUUAAAAGAAGGAUAUAAUACUCUCUGUAACUGUUUCGUCUUCCCUUUGGGGGUUAUUUGUCCAAGUAAAACUUUGCCUUGUUAUGAUUCUAAUUUUUUUUUAUAACAUGCUUUACAAGAGUCUGCAGUUUGUCAUUUCAAGAUUCAAAGCAGCCUUGCUUUUGGAAAUAAAGGCCAUUGUUACUACAAAGAAAA
Messenger RNA from Eleginops maclovinus (Patagonian blennie), 2195 nucleotides. RefSeq names its product proteolipid protein 2b (gene plp2b). NCBI's taxonomy places the organism in Eukaryota, Metazoa, Chordata, Actinopteri, Perciformes, Eleginopidae. Gene Ontology annotation, cellular component: membrane. The coding region runs from base 326 to 787 and encodes 153 amino acids. The record is from RefSeq and is a predicted model, not a curated record. The transcript has 5 exons.